AUGGCUGAAGGUGAGGUCUUCCAGUGGGGGAUGGGCGAAAUGGGCUCUGCAUAUGAACAAUAUUACACAGGGGGCUGUGUAAAAACUGAGGAGGAGGAAGACGCGGGCUUGUUUCACGGCAGUGGGGUUUGUAAAUGGUUUAACGUGCGGAUGGGCUUCGGGUUUCUGUCCAUGACUCAUCAGGAGGGAAUCUGUCUGGAAUCACCCGUGGAUGUGUUCGUUCAUCAGAGCAAGCUUUAUAUGGAGGGCUUCCGCUGUUUGAAGGAAGGGGAAGCAGUCGAGUUCACCUGUAAAAGGUCUUCUAAGGGUCUGGAGUCCUUACGUGUAACCGGGCCAGGCGGGGAACCAUGUGUAGGCAGUGAGAAGAAACCCAAAGGUGCCCUAAAGCGCAGAUCAAAAGGAGACCGGUGCUUCAACUGUGGAGUACCAAACCAUCACGCUAAAGAAUGCCAACUGCCACCUCAGCCAAAAAAGUGCCACUUUUGCCAAAGCAUCUCUCACAUGGUGGCCAACUGCCCAAUCAAAGCACAGCAGUUGUCACCAGGAUCUCAGGGAAAGUCCACAACUUCAACAGGAGAGGAGGACGACAUGAGCCACACCCCUUUACCUCCCGAGAUCUCCGAUUAG
Messenger RNA from Xyrauchen texanus (razorback sucker), 627 nucleotides. RefSeq names its product protein lin-28 homolog A-like. The record is from RefSeq and is a predicted model, not a curated record. Bases 1 to 627 code for a protein of 208 amino acids. The transcript is spliced from 5 exons. Gene Ontology annotation, molecular function: zinc ion binding; nucleic acid binding. NCBI's taxonomy places the organism in Eukaryota, Metazoa, Chordata, Actinopteri, Cypriniformes, Catostomidae.